This is a messenger RNA of Theobroma umbraticum, 764 nucleotides long. Its product is annotated as casein kinase 1-like protein HD16. NCBI's taxonomy places the organism in Eukaryota, Viridiplantae, Streptophyta, Magnoliopsida, Malvales, Malvaceae. The record is from RefSeq and is a predicted model, not a curated record.
UCUCCUUAUUUCUACUAAAGGUACACCCUACACGCAACAGUCCUACAAAGUUAGCGAUGUCUUUCCUUUCAAAUGGAUUAAUAAGAAGUGGAAAGAAGGCUUCUCUGUAACCUCAAUGACCACUGCAGGCAGCAAAUGGGGCAUUGUCAUGUCCCGUAAUGCAGGCUAUCCUAGUCAGGUUGUUGAACUUGAUUUCCUCUAUCCAAGUGAGGGGAUUCAUAGAAGAUGGGAGAAAGGAUAUCGGAUUACAUCGGCAGCAGCUACAGAGGACCAAGCAGCAUUCAUUCUUAGUGCACCCAAGAGAAAAUCACAAGAUAUAAUGCAAGAAACUUUGCGUACAUCUGCUUUUCCUAGUACCCAUGUAAAGGAUAAAUGGUUGAAAAAUCUGUAUAUUUCAGCUAUUUGCUAUGGGAGGACAGUGUCCUGAAGUUUGGUAUUUGGAAGUAGUCACUGCAGUUACAUGUUCAAGGCAGAUAUUUGCUUGUUGCCUGCCGCCCAGGAGGAUACUGAAAGUGUUGGAGAUGCACAGAGAUGCUCUUUCCUUCCUUUAGCAUAUAGAAGAAGCUUGAACCGGGCAGAAAACCUGCCAAGUUUGUAAAGUGCCCAAACGAUGAGGAAUGUAAAUCAUGCUUAGUAUCAGAGACGGAUUUUACAAUGGGCCGAAAUCCUUAAAACUUCCAUGGUUGUAAUAUGUAACUACUGCAAUUUUAAGAGAAAGAAACAUUUAAUUUUGCCCCCACGGAAAUUCAAUUACUUUUCUCGCU